This is a messenger RNA of Acaulospora morrowiae, 1491 nucleotides long. The record is from the annotation of a GenBank genome assembly. NCBI's taxonomy places the organism in Eukaryota, Fungi, Glomeromycota, Glomeromycetes, Diversisporales, Acaulosporaceae.
AUGACUUCGCAAGAAGUGAACAUCAGUCUUCCGACAGGAAAAACGACUAAAGUACCCGUCGGUUUGUUUAUCAACAACGAAUUCGUAGAUUCUGUGGAUAAAAAACGGUUUGAAACCAUCAAUCCUAGCAAUGGAAAAGUUAUCACCACGGUAGUCGAAGCAUCUGAAAAGGAUGUCGACAUCGCUGUUGAAGCUGCCGUUGAGGCUCUCAAAGUUUGGCGAUAUGUCAGUGCAAGUGAUCGUGGUCGAUUACUUAACAAACUGGCAGAUUUAAUAGAGCGUGAUUUGGAUGAGUUGGCAGCGUUGGAAGCGCUGGAUAAUGGAAAAACUUACAGCGAAGCCAAGAAAAGUGACCUUCCCAGUGUGAUAUCAUGUUAUAGAUAUUACGCCGGCUGGUGUGAUAAGAUUCAUGGAAAGACUAUUGAGACAGGAUACGAUAAAUUUGCUUACACCCGUCGUGAACCAAUUGGUGUUUGUGGAGCUAUCAUUCCUUGGAACUUUCCGCUAGGGAUGCAAUCUUGGAAAUUGGCUCCAGCAUUGGCGUGCGGUAAUACGAUCGUACUUAAGCCAUCCGAGUUUACGCCUUUGACCGCUUUGAAGGUCGCUGCUCUAUUUAAGGAAGCUGGAUUUCCGAAAGGUGUCGUUAACAUUGUAAAUGGAUAUGGUAAUACUGUUGGAACCGCCAUUGCUCAUCAUAUGAAGAUAGACAAGGUUGCUUUCACUGGUUCCACGACCGUAGGGAAAACCAUAUUAAAAGCAUCAGCAGACAGUAAUUUGAAAAAAGUAUCUCUUGAACUAGGUGGAAAAUCACCAAACAUUAUAUUCGCCGACUGUGAUCUUGAAGAAGCCGUGAAAUGGGCUCACAUGGGUAUAUUUUUUAAUCACGGUCAGUGUUGUUGUGCCGGUUCAAGAAUCUAUGUGGAAGAUGCGGUGUAUGACAAGUUUCUCGAGAAGUUUAAGGAGCAUACUGAAAGAAUUAAAGUCGGAGAUCCAUUCCAGAGCGACACUUGCCAAGGACCACAAAUUUCCAAACAGCAUUUUGACAGAAUUAUGUCGUAUAUCGAGUCUGGUAAGAAAGAAGGUGCCACAUGUCUAAUUGGAGGUGAAAGGCACGGUGCUGAAGGUUACUUCAUUAAGCCCACCAUAUUCACCGAUGUGAACGAAAAAAUGACCAUAAUGCAAGAAGAGAUUUUCGGUCCGGUGUCGGCGAUUGCGAAAUUUAGCUCGGAAGAAGAAGCUAUCGAGAAAGCACAUCUGACCAGAUACGGUUUGGCCGCCGCCGUUUUUACCAAAAAUAUUACUCGGGCCCUAAAACUUUCCAAUGAAUUAAAGGCCGGUACUGUUUGGGUCAAUUGUUAUAAUUUGGUUGAUGUCAGCACUCCAUUUGGAGGAUAUAAAGAAUCUGGAAUUGGUCGCGAGCUUGGAAAAUAUGCACUGAAUGAGUAUACUCAGGUCAAAACUGUUCAUGUCAACUUGGGCAUCAAAAUUUGA